Messenger RNA from Drosophila serrata, 864 nucleotides. It is a transcript of the gene Spec2, whose product is annotated as CDC42 small effector protein Spec2. Gene Ontology annotation, cellular component: plasma membrane. Lineage: Eukaryota; Metazoa; Arthropoda; Insecta; Diptera; Drosophilidae. Gene Ontology annotation, biological process: regulation of Rho protein signal transduction. Gene Ontology annotation, molecular function: small GTPase binding. The record is from RefSeq and is a predicted model, not a curated record.
AUCAUUCCAGUUUGCCGAGGAGCGUAAAUAACGCUGCAGAGAGUGUCGUCAACCUGACUAGGAGCAGCAGCAGCAGCCUCACAAUUGAUCGCCAGCAUAGUCGCCACAACCAACAGACUGAAACGCCGUCCAGAAAGCAAACCGAGGGGAAGAUGGCCAGCACCGGCGAGAUCUGGCUGCAGUGGUUCUCGUGCUGCUUCCAGCAGCAGCGCUCCCCCUCACGCCGCCCACACCAACGCCUGCGCAUCGACCGGUCCAUGAUCGGCAAUCCCACGAACUUUGUCCACACGGGCCACAUCGGUUCGGCGGAUGUGGAGCUGUCGGCGAACCGUCUCAACGCGAUCUCUGCAUCGAUGCAGAGCAAGGGCGGCUACGAGACGAGUUCAAUACAUGCCUGCUGAUGGAAACCACCGUCGGCCACCUCCCGAUAUGUGUACCCGCUAUAAAGUGCAUUUCGUGCAACAUAUUAUUUUACAAUGUGGGGAGAGGAGCAGCAGCAGCAAAACUUAAAUACUUCGUACAAUUCUUUGUUGUGGCGAGUUAUCAGGCAAGGAGCGCGAGAGAGAUACACGGACAAAAUGAGAUGUUUAAAGAAACACUUUUUAUACCCGACAACGGCAUUCAUACCGACUUAAACUGCCAACUUCAUUCUAUAAGUGCUUUUUGCUGAUUUUGGCUAUUUUUGUGAGUAUUAGGUAAAUGAAAAAUCGCAAGUGUGCCAAGCGACUAAAAUAAACAAAUAAUAAAAAAUGAGCCUGGACCUCGAUAGGUGUAUAAACAGAGUCAGUUGGAGCAUUCGGUACAAGUUUUCGAAUGUACUUAAAGGAGGAACCGAAUCUUGAAUAACAUAACGUAUAAACACCA